Messenger RNA from Sorghum bicolor (sorghum), 4012 nucleotides. RefSeq names its product linoleate 9S-lipoxygenase. The coding region runs from base 1117 to 3828 and encodes 903 amino acids. Gene Ontology annotation, molecular function: metal ion binding; oxidoreductase activity, acting on single donors with incorporation of molecular oxygen, incorporation of two atoms of oxygen; protein binding. Lineage: Eukaryota; Viridiplantae; Streptophyta; Magnoliopsida; Poales; Poaceae. The transcript has 12 exons. Gene Ontology annotation, biological process: lipid oxidation. The record is from RefSeq and is a predicted model, not a curated record.
GUGCGUCCGCAAACAGAGACCGUACUUGGAAACAGACAGAGACCGUCAUCCCCUCCUCGAUCCCCUCCUUCUUCCUGCGAACGCACGCACCUCUCCUCCUCACCUUGCUCGCCGAGCGCCAUCCGCCGCUCUCGCCUCGCCUCGCCCGCCGAGCGCUGCCUUGCCCGCCAUCCGCCGCUCUCUCGCCUCGCCCACCGAGCGCCACCUCGCCCGCUGAGCGCCGCCUCGCAUCCCGCCCCCGCGAGCCUCGCCCGCCGCCGCCUCGAGACCGGCCGCCUAGCGACGUCCGCCGUGAGGCGAGAGCGCCGUCCGCCGCGAGACCGGCCGCUUCGCGCAGGUCGUCGUCCGCCACGAGCCCCGAGCGCAGUCGAUCCACGCCUCGGCGAGAGCGCCGUCCGCCACGAGACUGUCCUCGAGAGCGUCGUCCUCGAUCUCCAACCGCGACAGCUCCGUCCUUGAGCGCCCUCCGCGGCAGAGUCGUCCUCGUUCGUUACCGUCCGCGCGAGCCCCGUCCUAGAGCGCCGCCCGUGACUGCUUUGUUCUUGGCCGCAACAAGCACCGUCGCGCCGGUCACGACCACCUGGAACCUGAAUAUCAAGGCUAAGGAACUGCCGAACGACCUCUCCAAGCUGUACGCAACGGCCUCUGGAACUGGUCAAUACCCAAGGCUGAAAAAAUCCGACGUGAACAAGCAGCUCUAGAUGAAUGUGUGAAGUUCUUGGUGGUAGGCCCAUUGCUGAUGAGAUUAAAGAGCUGUGGGAAGACUAUGAAAACAAUUCUUCUAUUAAAGCCAAUCUUGUAAAAGAUUUUGACAAAGCUCGCGCCACGCCUGGCUGUCCGCGCGCGGGGUCCCAAGCAAAGCUUGUUAGGUGUGGGGCGCGUGGUGGACAAUAUUGUUCCUCUCUUUGUCCUUCAUCACCCCAGUUGGUCGGUCGGUCCAUCGGGCCCCGUUCGCGAGCUCGUGUUUCACAUGCGACUACUAACGUGCAAUGCACUGGAUGAUUUCUGGACACGCAUGCAUAUAUCAGUGACGAUCAGUCUCCCGUGACCUCCAUCCUCUAACCCACCACGGCAGCAACCUCGUGCCGGACGACACAUUUCCCCUGUCGAUCCACGAUGAUGCAGCAGCUCCGUCGCAGCCAGCCGAGCCCGUGUCAUCUCCGCGGCUCGCGCUUCACGGGCGCGGGGCUGCCGGCACGCCCGAUGCUCGCUCUCGGCGCGGCAGCAGCUCGCCGUUCGCGGCCCGAAACCGUGCAACUGAGCGCCUGCCACGCCGCGGCCGCGUCGGCCCAGCCCCGUCCCCGUGCCGUCGCCGACUCGGCGCUGGGAGCCUCGUCGACGAGCGUGCAGGUUAGAGGCAAGCUGCUGCUGCAGAACUUCUUCGCCGACGACGGCUCCGACAGCCAGCGGCAGCUCAGGCUCUCCAUCCAGCUUGUCAGCGCCACCGUCGCCGGUCCCGAUGGGCGCGGGGUGAAGGCGGAGGCGUCGGUGCUGGACGCCGUCGUUGGCAGCGGGGACACCGAGCUCGACGUGGACCUGACCUGGGACGAGGCGCUGGGCGCGCCCGGCGCCGUGGUGGUGAAGAACCACUCCGACUUCCCCGUGUACCUGAGGCUGCUGAGCAUGCCGACCAGAGUCCUCGGCGCCGACGACAAGGCCGCCACCACCGCCGCCGUCCACUUCGCGUGCAACGGAUGGGUCUAUCCCGUCGACAAGCACCCGUACCGCCUCUUCUUCACCAACGAUGCGUGUGUCAAGGAAGAAACGCCAAGCUCCCUGCUCAAGUACAGGGAGGACGAGCUCGCCGUGCUCCGGGGAGACGGCGAGACGGCAGACCGGCCGUUCCAGCCGUGGGACCGCGUGUACGACUACGCGCUGUACAACGACCUGGGGAACCCAGACCUUCGAAGGGACUUGGCGCGCCCCGUGCUGGGAGGAUCUCGAGAGUACCCCUACCCUCGGCGUACCAAGACCGGCCGGCCAGCCGCCAAAACAGAUCCUCAGUCGGAGAGCAGAGCGCCGCUGGACGAAGAGAUCUACGUCCCCUGCGACGAGCGCGUCGGCUUCGGCAGCGUCCCCGCGCCGACGCUUCCGCCGCUGGGCGGGCACUUCAGCUCGCUCGCGGACGUCUACCGUCUCUUCGGCCUCGACGACGUCGGCCGGCUCCCGGAGGCCAAGGGGGUCAUCAACAGCGGCGCGCCGUUCCCCGUUGUUCCCCAGGUCAUCUCAGUGAACCCGACACACUGGCGGAAGGACGAGGAGUUCGCUCGGCAAAUGAUCGCCGGGGCGAACCCGGUGUGCAUCAAGCGCGUCACCAAGUUCCCGCUGACGAGCGAGCUUGACCGCGGAGUGUUCGGCGACCAGGACAGCAAGAUAACCGAGGACCAUGUUGAGAAGAACAUGGGUGGCAUGACGCUGCAGCAGGCCGUAGAGGAGGGAAGGCUGUACGUCGUGGACCACCACGACUGGGUGAUGCCAUACCUGAAGCGCAUCAACGAGCUCCCAGGCGAGGAGGAGAAGGCCGAGGUGUCGCAGAGGAAGGUGUACGCCGCCAGAACGCUUCUGUUCCUGAAUCGCGAGGACUCGACGCUCAAACCGCUCGCGAUCGAGCUCAGCUCGCCGCACCCGGAGAAGGAGCAGCUCGGCGCGGUGAGCACGGUGUACACUCCACCGGACAGCAGGGACGACGACGACGACGGCAUCACGGCCGGGAGGUUCUCGGUUUGGGAGCUGGCCAAGGCCCACGCCGCCGCCAACGACACCGUCGAGAACAACUUCGUCACUCACUGGCUCAACACGCACGCGUCCAUGGAGCCGAUCGUGAUCGCGGCGAACCGGCAGCUGAGCGUGCUGCACCCGAUCCACAGGCUCCUCAAGCCGCACUUCCGGAAGACGCUCCACAUCAACGCCGUCGCGCGCCAGAUCGUCGUCGGCUCGGGCGACCAAAGAAAGGACGGCAGCGUCUUCCGUGGCAUACACGAGGUCACCUACUUCCCCAGCAGGUACAACAUGGAGAUGUCCUCCAUGGCAUACAGGGCCUGGAACUUCACAGGCCUUGCUCUCCCCAAUGAUCUCAUCAACAGAGGUGUGGCAAAAGGGGACGCGAAGAAGCCAGAGACGCUGGAGCUGGUGAUAAAGGACGACUACCCAUACGCGGCGGACGGGCUCGAAAUGUGGGCGGCGAUCAAGGACUGGGUGGCGGACUACUGCGCCAUCUACUACGGCGACGACGGCGCCGUGGCGAGGGACAGCGAGCUGCAGGGGUGGUGGAGCGAGGUGAGGAACGUGGGGCACGGCGACCUGUCGGACGCGCCGUGGUGGCCGGCGAUGGACUGCCUCGCGGACCUCGUGGAGACCUGCACCACCAUCGUCUGGCUGGGCUCGGCGUACCACGCGGCCAUCAGCUUCGGGCAGUACGACUACCAGGGCUUCAUCCCGAACGGGCCCUCACUCACCACGCGGCCGGUGCCGGAUCCGGAGGUGACGGUGACGGUGGCGGAGUCGGACUUCCUGGAGAGCGUCACGCCGGUGGCCGAGGCGCUCGGGUUCAUGUCCAUCUCCUCGGGCCCGCUGGGGCUGGUGGGGACGGAGGUGUACCUGGGGCAGCGGCCGGACACGGAGCAGUGGACGAGCGAGCGGAGCGCGGCCGAGGCGCUGGCGGUGUUCCGGGCGAGGUUGGAGGAGGUCGCGGGGAACAUCGAGAGGCGGAACGCUGACCCUGCGUUGAAGAACCGGACGGGGCCCGUGGAGGUGCCCUAUACGCUGCUCAAGCCGACGGCACAGCCUGGACCGGUGCUCCGUGGCAUACCCAACAGCAUCACCGUUUGAGCGGAGCGCCGCCGUAGCCAACUGUGUACGAUAUGUGGACUCGUGGAGUAUCAUCGUCGGAAUAAUAAGGUGGACUACUGGCCGUAAUAGUUGGCGUUUGUAGACCGGCGCUAGCUUGCGUGAAAUUCUCCACCACACAAAAUAAAUAAAUACGAGAAAUGGUUGAGUGUGAGACGUUUUAAAA